Orbilia oligospora ATCC 24927 is the source of this 1638-nucleotide messenger RNA. RefSeq lists its product as uncharacterized. The record is from RefSeq and is a predicted model, not a curated record. The transcript has a single exon. The coding region runs from base 1 to 1638 and encodes 545 amino acids. NCBI's taxonomy places the organism in Eukaryota, Fungi, Ascomycota, Orbiliomycetes, Orbiliales, Orbiliaceae.
AUGCUCGCCCGAUACUCUUACUGGCCGGUAUUGGCUAACCUCAGGCCAUACUCUUUCUCCACAAGGUCGUUGAGAGUCCCCCAAAAUACAACAUUUUCAACACAUACUUGCAAUGUACUUCGAAGGAGCGGUCUUCCAAGACUGAAGGUUUAUAACUUCUCUUCUUCUGCAACGUCAAGUAGGGAUUCUGCUGUAGCAGUAGAAGCGACUGAAACUACUUCUACUGCUUCACAUAAUACUUCAGAAUCUCCGACCUCAAAUCCUCAAACUAUCCCAACUUUUCAAACCGGAUUCUCCUUAUACGCAAAACGUGCCCCUCGCCCAUUCCCAAAACCAUGGAUAAACCCCCCGACCUCAUCCUUUUCCGAACCGCUAAGUGUUCAUAGUACCUCCCUCUCCCGGCGACCUCUUCAUCCUCACCAACAUCAACUGUAUACCCCCGCAUCAUCAACUCCCAAUGAAAACGCUGCAGCCGAGGCAUCAGCUCGUACCACCCGUUUCCUUCGAGGUUACACAAACGGAGACGAUGCAUUACUAAUUCACGAUAAAUACCUCGCCGUCGCAGACGGUGUUGGAAGUUGGAACAUGAAAGAAAAGGGAUAUCCGGCCUUAUGGUCUCGAUUACUAGUACACUACUUCUCAAUCGGUUGCGAACGAUUCUUCAACCGCGGUAGACGCGGUAGAAAGAAUUCUUCAUCACCAGACCAACCACAACCACCCAUUACUGCUUCAUCACCACCAAACCAUGACGAUCCAGUGGAUGUUCGUGUAAUCCUCAACGACGCUUUCGAGGCAGUCGUAAAGGCUACGGGAUACAUAACCCCACCGAAGACUCCACCGCAGCCGGAGGAGUCCCCGUUCGGAUUGGUUACCGGUCCUACGUCUAAAACCCAAAGGUUUCAUGGGACUACGACUUUUACGGGGUGUUUGUUGCAUGGUGGGAAGUUGCACGUGGUUAGUAUUGGGGAUAGUCAUUGUUUGGUGUUGAGGCCUUCGUCAACUUCUACCACUGCCGACACUUCUACUGCUACAUCUGAUACACCAUCUGAAGGUAGUAGUGGAAGUGAAAGCGAAACAACCAGCGAUCCCGGAUUUCUAUUAAGAACCACAGAGCAAUGGCAUUACUUCGACUGUCCCCGUCAACUAGGAACAGAUAGUCCAGACACCCCACUCGGCAACGCCACAGUCUCCACAAUCGACGUCGAAAACGGCGAUAUCAUAAUCCUGGCCACCGACGGAAUGCUAGAUAACCUCUGGGAGGAAGAAGUAAUAUCCAUAAUCUUACAUACUUUGACAAAAACCUCUUCACCAGGCGGAGAAAAGGAACCAUGGGGUAUGGAAUUGGGUCAGAUCAUGAAGAAGAAGGGGAAGAAAAGAGUGGAAGAAGGUGUAAACGUGGCUUUUAGAGAGUAUUUGGCCAAAAAUGAGGAUUUGUUACCGGGUGCUGAGGACCCUAUUGAAGGUGGAGAAUUAAUGACGGGGAUUGCGGCAGAAUUGGUCAAGGCGGCGAAGGUUGUGGCGACGGAUCCUUAUGCUGAGAGUCCUUGGAUGGAAAGAGCGAUUGAGGAAGGCAAGAUAGCGGAAGGGGGAAAGUUGGAUGAUAUCAGUGUGGUGGUCGGGAGAGUUGUAGGGGUGUAG